Maudiozyma saulgeensis is the source of this 930-nucleotide messenger RNA. NCBI's taxonomy places the organism in Eukaryota, Fungi, Ascomycota, Saccharomycetes, Saccharomycetales, Saccharomycetaceae. The record is from the annotation of a GenBank genome assembly.
AUGAGUAGCAUAAUAAUAAGAAAUCAACCAGUCAAUAGGCAGUUUCAGCAUGUCGCAAGGAGUCUGCCGCAAUGGUUUAUUAGACACAAAUCUACAGCCGCCUCACCAGAAGAAAUCAAACAUUUCCAAGAGCUGGCUCCUACAUGGUGGGACACGAAUGGUUCUCAAAGAAUACUUCACAAGAUGAAUCUAGCAAGAUUAGACUUUAUCAGAAACACAUUGAAUAAAACAGUCAAAAUUACGGAUCCUAAUACGUUUAUACCAGGUUAUAACUACAAGGAAUUCUUGCCAGAAAGUAUAUCACAUACAAUUGCGAAGGAAUGGAAUCAGUCUCUGACCAAAGAAUUAGAAAAAAGACAGUAUAAUGUACUGGAUAUCGGCUGUGGUGGUGGUAUCCUUUCUGAAUCGAUGGCAAGACAACCGUUUGUGAAACAAGUACUUGGAAUUGACUUAACUCCAGAUUGUAUAUCUGUUGCCAAAAUGCAUGCUAAAUCAGACCCUGAGUUAAAAGGGAAAGUAGAAUAUCGCGAAGUUGCACUGGAGGACUUAAAACAGAAGGACUACGAUAUCAUUACUUGUUUUGAAAUGUUGGAGCAUGUAGAUAGACCAGGCGAUAUCCUCGAACAAGCGUGGAGAAGAUUAAAACCUGAUGGCCUGUUAUUCCUGAGUACUAUUAAUAGGGAUCUUAUUUCCUGGUUUACCACUAUAUUUAUGGGAGAAACAGUUUUGAAGAUUGUACCAUCGGGGACCCAUCAUUUGAGUAAAUAUAUCAAUUCGUCGGAAAUAGAAGAAUGGUUUCAAGAGAAACAUCCUCGAGACCAUAAAUUAUUGGAUUUAAAAGGUACGAUGUAUGUCCCUACACAAGGUUGGGUAGAGCACGAUUGCGCCAGAAUCGGUAACUACUUCAUGGCUGUCAAGAAACUCCAUUAG